Messenger RNA from Dipodomys spectabilis (banner-tailed kangaroo rat), 3235 nucleotides. RefSeq names its product zinc finger and BTB domain containing 2 (gene Zbtb2). The coding region runs from base 271 to 1815 and encodes 514 amino acids. NCBI's taxonomy places the organism in Eukaryota, Metazoa, Chordata, Mammalia, Rodentia, Heteromyidae. The transcript is spliced from 3 exons. The record is from RefSeq and is a predicted model, not a curated record. Gene Ontology annotation, biological process: regulation of transcription by RNA polymerase II. Gene Ontology annotation, cellular component: nucleus. Gene Ontology annotation, molecular function: protein binding; RNA polymerase II cis-regulatory region sequence-specific DNA binding; DNA-binding transcription factor activity, RNA polymerase II-specific.
CUCUCCCCCCCGGCGGGAGCCGCUCGCAGCCUCUUUGCACUAGUCGCUCCGCUCUCUCGGUCAUGUGACCUUAACGUAACCGGACAGGAAAAGCCCCGCCGCCGCCGCCGCCGCCGCGCCGGAGACCGACCGCGGCGGCAGCAGCAGCAGCAGCAGCGAGCAGCGCGAGGGAGAGGCGGCGGCGGGGAGGACCGCACCGCCGAGGCCGCCCCGCGCCGCCGCUCCGCGCCUCGCCCCGCCCGGCCAGCCCGGCGACAGAUUUAUAAAAAAAUGGAUUUGACCAACCAUGGACUUAUUCUACUGCAGCAGUUAAACGCUCAGCGAGAGUUUGGUUUCCUGUGUGACUGCACGGUUGCAAUCGGCGAUGUGUACUUCAAGGCACACAAAUCAGUUCUUGCUUCAUUCUCCAAUUACUUUAAGAUGUUGUUUGUCCAUCAGACCAGUGAGUGUGUCCGAUUGAAGCCCACCGACAUCCAGCCCGACAUUUUCAGCUAUCUCCUGCACCUGAUGUACACAGGCAAGAUGGCUCCGCAGCUGAUCGAUCCCGUGCGCUUAGAUCAGGGGAUCAAGUUUCUGCACGCAUACCCCCUGAUCCAGGAAGCCAGCCUCGCCAGCCAGGGCACCUUCUCCCAUCCCGACCAAGUCUUCCCACUAGCUUCUUCACUGUAUGGCAUUCAGAUUGCCGACCACCAGUUGAGACAAGCCAGCAAGAUGGCCUCAGCGCCUGAAAAACUUGGGCGAGAACCCAGGCCGCCGCCAGCCAGGAUGAGCCGGGAGCCGGUGCCCGAGGCGCCCCAGCUGUCCCAACUGACCUCCAAUCUGGCCCAGGUGAAUCGGACAAACAUGACCCCCGCCGACCCCCUGCAGACCUCGCUUUCUCCAGAACUUGUGUCCACUCCUGUUCCCCCGCCUCCGCCCGGGGAGGAGACCAACCUGGAGGCCUCCUCCUCGGACGAGCAUCCUGCGGCCCUGACCAUCGCCCACGUGAAGCCGAGCAUCAUGAAGAGGAAUGGAAGCUUCCCCAAGUACUACGCCUGCCACCUGUGUGGCCGGCGCUUCACCCUGCGCAGCAGCCUGCGGGAGCACCUGCAGAUUCACACCGGGGUCCCCUUCACCUCCAGCCAGCCCGGGGAGAGCCGCGUCCCCCUGUCCCUCUGCACCAACGCGGCCGACCUGGGCAAAGACAGCAUGGAGGUGCCCGAGGCGGGCAUGAUCAGCGACAGCGAGCUGCAGCACAUCUCGGACUCCCCGAUCAUCGACGGGCAGCAGCAGUCGGAGACCCCGCCCCCCUCGGACAUCGCGGACAUUGACAACCUGGAGCAGGCCGACCAGGAGCGGGAGGUGAAGAGGCGCAAGUACGAGUGCACCAUCUGCGGGCGCAAGUUCAUCCAGAAGAGCCACUGGCGCGAGCACAUGUACAUCCACACGGGGAAGCCCUUCAAGUGCAGCACGUGCGACAAGAGCUUCUGCCGGGCCAACCAGGCCGCCCGCCACGUGUGCCUCAACCAGAGCAUCGACACCUACACCAUGGUGGACAAACAGACCCUAGAACUCUGCACGUUCGAGGAAGGGAGUCAGAUGGACAACAUGCUGGUGCAAACCAACAAACCCUACAAAUGCAACCUGUGCGACAAAACCUUCUCCACGCCCAACGAGGUGGUCAAACACUCAUGCCAAAACCAGGGCUCCGAUGUCUUCGCCCUAGACGAGGGGCGGUCGGUCCUCCUGGGCGGGGGGGACUCCGAAGUCACGGAACCCGACCACCCAGUGCUAGCCUCCAUCAAAAAAGAACAGGAAACCGUGUUGUUAGACUGAAUGUUACUUGUCUUUAAAAAACAAAAACAAAAAAACAAAACAAAAAAAACCAUACACACACACACAAACCCACAAAAAACUAAUUUUUACAAAAACCUCUUUCCCUUCCCAGCAUUCAGAACCAUAGUUGUACGUGGCAUGAUUCAAGCAGGCUCUGUUCCCUUCUCUUCCCCUCAGCCCCACUUGUGAAAAAGACUGUGCAUUUUAAGCCUGGAAUUCAUUUCCUCCAAUCCAGGGGAGGUGGGAAGAUAAUGGUCCUUAGUCCUUAUAAGUGUAAUAGGUUUUGAGAAGUUUUCGAUUAUUUAAAAGCAUACUUGGAACUAAUUAAGGGUAUAUAACAAACACAAACCAACUAGAAUAUAUUUGGUAAGCUGAAAUUAUGACUCCCUGGGUAAUAAGUCUUCCUUCUCAGCAAAAGUGUCAGAAAAUACGGCAUGCUUCUUAGAGAUAAAGCUGGGCUCUGUCUGUACUAUGCAAAAAUCCUGAAAGUGUGGGGGAGCUUUAAACCCAAGAAAAUGUUUUUAGUAUUUAUCCUCUAGGUGUCUUACUUCAGAAUGUAUCCUUUGAGAUUAUGUCUAGUUAAGAAAACUAGUUUUAAAAAAAAAAUCUACGUUAACAAGACAAAAGUAAUAAUGUGAUGGCAAUCUUAAUUUUUAGAUGGAACGUGACAAGCGGUGAGUCUGUGUGUUUGUAAGAGGGAACGCGGAUACUUGCUAUAAACAGGUGAAUCGAUGCACUUGCCUUACCUAAUUGUGGGCUUCUUUCCAAGCUGAACAACAAAAUGCUGUAUUUUAGUUUCUGACAAAUUGGUUGGUUUACAAAUCAGACUUGAAAAAACUAGUGUCUGGAUUGUCUUUCUGAACAGAAAAUGACAUGCUGUUUUUCUAACAGACGCCUGUGGUGGGUUCAUGUCAGUACAAGCAGCCGCUUUGAAAUCAGCGUGUGUCACAGGGAGAAGGGUGUAUACAGAGCGUGCAUGUUCCAGGGGAAGUUGUGAGCAGAUGUGACUUCACUAGCAGCAGGCUGGUCACUAGCGACAUGCAUUGAAGCAUCAGAAAUGGCAAAAGGAAAUCAGGACAAAAAAAUUGUAAUCGCGGUUUUGGGGAAAAACAAACGAUGUCUUUUCUCCCACUUUUUUUUUUUUUUUCUCUUUUCAACACCUGAAGUUUUCUCCACUGACCUAAAAGCAGUAAAAGUUGUCCGUUAACCUCCCCUUAGCCCAAUAAGAGAAUGGUGUUGCAGGACAAAAUAGGAGCCAGAAGUAAGGACCCAAGGGAAGAGGGAAGGGGAAGAACACCUAUAGCUAUACUGUAUGUAUAUGUUGAAAACUGAAUACCCCGUCAUCCCACUGUCUGUAUAGUUGAGUUCUCAGAUUUGUAAGUUUUUAUACAUCCUUUCAUUAAACAUUGAGUUAAAUGAG